AUGGCGUUACAAGCAUUCGCUUUAUAUUCUCUAUUUACUGUAUGUUUUCUUUCGUUUGAUCAAUAUUUAUCAACGAAUGUUCGAUCUUCUUGGCGACAAAAAAGUACACUUAAAUUAGCUCAUCUUCUUACAAGUCUUAAUGUGUGCUUUGUCGUGUUGCAUAGCUCAACAGUUCUUAUUAUCUAUGAAAUUCAACCAUCAAUGAGUUGUAAUGUAUACAAUCCUAUAGCAAGGCGGUACUAUUCCUUCUUCUAUUAUCCAAUUUUGGCCAAUAUUCUUCCUGUAGUUCUUACUGUAACGUUGAGUUUAUUGGCCUAUCGAAACGUUCGUCGAAUAGUUCGUUUGCAGCUACCAGUAUUUCGUCGACGUCUUGAUCGUCAAAUGACAGCAAUGACUCUGGCACGUGUAAUGGUUCUUAUUAUAUUUGGGUUUCCAUAUAUUAUUAUUUCUCAAUAUGCAGUUAAUUUAAAAAUCAGUGGAAAUAAUUAUAUGGAAAUAGCCAUCGUUAGUCUAUUAUCAGCAAUAUUUGCUUCAAUAAUGCAUGCUAAUUUCACGGUCAAUUUUUAUGUUUUCCUGAUAGUAUCAUCACGUUUUCGUCGUCAAGUAAAAACUAUUUUAAUGAAAAAGUGUUGUCGAUCAAUCAAACGUUGUUUUAACAAAGCACCUACAAAUAUUCGUAUGAAUCAAAUUUCUCCUGGAAUACUUCUACCAAGUGUUUCUAUUAGUGAACUAGAAUGA
This is a messenger RNA of Rotaria sp. Silwood1, 738 nucleotides long. Lineage: Eukaryota; Metazoa; Rotifera; Eurotatoria; Philodinida; Philodinidae. The record is from the annotation of a GenBank genome assembly.